Molecule: messenger RNA, 1140 nt
Organism: Periconia digitata
Lineage: Eukaryota; Fungi; Ascomycota; Dothideomycetes; Pleosporales; Periconiaceae
Source: the annotation of a GenBank genome assembly
AGCAUGUAAACCGUAAUGUAUCUUGUACAGAUUCAUAUCAUCCACCCAUAUGUCAAUCGCGUCGAUAUUGCCCAACUCCCUCUCCUGCCGCCUUUCAUCCGCCAACCACGCUUGAUGCAAGGUCCUAGCCAAAGGCACUCUUCUGUUGACGCUUUUGUAGCGUGCCGCGUUUGGAGUGGUCUGGAGUUCCACCACCAGCUGUUUGACGCGAGCCGUUCCGCCAUUUAGGGAUAUGAGUACACGGACAUUAAAGGCUACUCUCUUCCGACCCAAUAAUGCACUAUGGCAAGAACCACCACAUGCAGUGGCAUUGCAAGAGAUGGUAAAGAGGAUUAGGUGGUAAUUGAGAUACUCACUAUAAGUCAUCGUACUACUAUAACAGAACCUCACAAUAAUCGUCAAACGAUCAAUCACGACCUCCGCAUCGUCUUCCCUUAUCUCUUCUUCCCCUCUCCCAGGCAAAUUUAUUUGUUUCAUCCCCACCAUCGGCAUCCUCAACCACGAAGCACACACGCUCUCACAAGACAAGACCUGGGCGUCGAUCACGGGGCCCAUGCGCGCCAGCACGCGACGCCCCACGACCUCGACAUCUUCCUUCAUCGCGCGACUUGUCAACAGCAACGGCAAAUACGGACAGACGUAUGGCUGCUGCCGGUUGAUGGAAAGGACGGGAUCGUCGUAGCUGCAGGCUCCGUCGGCUGCCAUCAUGGCUUCUUGGUUGCCUUCGUCGAAAUCCAACCAUUGCCCAGUGUUCUUGGUAUUGUGAAACAUGGGAGGCGUAGUAGGACUGAUUGGGGUGGUGAGGACGUGAGCGAGGAUCUGGUGGCGUAGUUCGGUGGGAAGGGAUGAGAAGGGGAAGGGUGCGGUGUUCGAGUGCGAUUGUGAAGUCGCAGUGUAAUGCGCGGGGUGGGGGGUCUUUGAGUUGUUCGUCGUGGGUGUGCCAGAGGUGGUGGAUCGUGAUGAGACCUGGGUGUCUUGCUGUGUGUGUUGUUGCUUUAGCGGAAGGUGGCCAGAGACUUUGCGGAUGGUUUGUAGCCAUCUCGCGGGUAUCGCCUUCUUGACCAGGUCUCGCGGGUAACUCAUUAUGGCUGGACCUUGUUGAUUUGUGGCUGACUUGUAGGUGUACGUUGUACUAGGCUU